This is a messenger RNA of Rhagoletis zephyria (snowberry fruit fly), 698 nucleotides long. The record is from RefSeq and is a predicted model, not a curated record. Lineage: Eukaryota; Metazoa; Arthropoda; Insecta; Diptera; Tephritidae.
AUGUCGGUUCCUGCUGAAGAAGAAGAGGAAGUUGUUUUUCUAGGAAAAGUUGAAAAUGAGGAUGAAGAACAAACAUUGACUGAGCAGUUGGAGCAGCAGCAGGCGCAGCUCGAUGUCAUCAACGAGCAGCUCGAGGUUGAUCCAAAAUCCUCAAAUACCAAUUCCGCUACAUCAUCUUCUUUUGGCGAAUGGGAGCGCUACACUAGCGGCAUCGGCUCAAAACUGCUCCUCAAAAUGGGCUACACUAGCGGCACCGGCCUGGGCAGCCGCGCCCAGGGCAUCCUCAACCCAAUUGAAUCGUACGUCUUUCCGCCCGGCCACUCUCUGGACGCCUGUUUCACCCUCAAAGCCGAGUCAGAGCGAAAGAAGCUCGACAUUGAGGAGGUGAUGAAGGAGAAGAAGAAGGAACGCCGAUUGGAGGCGAAGCGAGCAAAGCAGUACGAGAAGGCGGUGGAAAAGAGCCGGGAAAAGGCGGAAAAUAACUCUGUGUUUCGCCUUCUCGAUGACAUGUUCCACUCGGGAAGUUCUUCUGCUUCAGCUUCAACUUCCGCAUCCUCUUCUUUUGGGUCAUCAAAGAAGCAGAAGGUGAAGAGUGAGCCUAGCCGAAAUCAAACUAAAAACCUCGAUGCUAAAUCGCUGGCCCUCUCUGCCUUCAAGGUCGACGAGGAGCUGAAGAAGGCGGAGGCUGAGCUGAGGAG